This is a messenger RNA of Melanotaenia boesemani (Boeseman's rainbowfish), 2025 nucleotides long. It is a transcript of the gene trmt10c, whose product is annotated as tRNA methyltransferase 10C, mitochondrial RNase P subunit. The coding region runs from base 316 to 1863 and encodes 515 amino acids. The transcript has a single exon. Gene Ontology annotation, cellular component: mitochondrion; nucleus; nucleoplasm. Gene Ontology annotation, molecular function: tRNA binding. Gene Ontology annotation, biological process: positive regulation of mitochondrial translation; mitochondrial tRNA 5'-end processing. Lineage: Eukaryota; Metazoa; Chordata; Actinopteri; Atheriniformes; Melanotaeniidae. The record is from RefSeq and is a predicted model, not a curated record.
AUUCAAAUAUUACCAAAAAUAUUUUUCUUUUUGAAAAUUGUUCUAUGUUAUGCUUUACCAUGUUACGAUUUUCUAGUACGUCAUUUUAUGGUGUAACAUCGUGUAACAACGUGACCUUCCACAUUUGAGAAGCCUAUCCGUUGACACGUGAAAACAACUUCCACCAAGGCGCAAAUGUUAUUUUGGAUAAUUUAAUGAAGAGAAAGAACAGCCUUUGAAGCACCAUUUGUUUUGGUAACAUUAUUUUAGUUUUAAACCAAAAGACUGUUUCCUUGUUGCACUUUUGAAGAAACAGCGGCUGUAUUUGUGUUAACGAUGCUUCGGCGACUAACUAGCAUAGGUUGUAAUGCAUUAUGCAAAAGUAAUUAUUUUGUGACAUCCAAGAGGCAAGUAACUCGUUUCGUAGCGAUCAACACCAUCAGUUUUCACCCAGUUCGCAACCUUGGUACAGAUGAAGCUACGGGGAAAGAUCAUGUCAAAAUUAAAGACCCUUCAGUGGAAAUGGAAGAAUUAGAUCUGGACAAAUGGAAGUCUGUAAUGAGGUCUCAAGCCAUAUUCCAGGAGCAACAAGUCAGCGAUCAAGGGGAAGUAAGUGAUGAUGAUGAUGAUGAUGGUGGUGGUGGUGAAAACCCAAAAGAAACAGGGGGUGGUUUAAAAGACAGCUCUUCACUGGAGGCAACUCGUGAACUGGUUUCUAUGUGGAGGCAAGCUGGCAAGCUUGUACCUCAAGAGAUGACUGAGGAGGAAGUGCGGAUACUGGCAGAGCUCACCACUAAGUCAUCUAGAAAGAAGUACCUGAAGUACCUGGCUAUCAAGGAGGGCCACAAACUGAGCCGAAAGCUUAAGCAACACCGAAAGAGGGCUGAGAAGGAAGCCUCAAUAAUGGAGCAGAGAGGAUCUGACAGUAACGCUGAGGAAGGGGACAAUCAGAAAGAAUUAACAUGUAAAAACACAUUAUUUCUCCAGUUUUGGGAUCGUUCCCUGGACAAGCUGCUGAAUUGGAGAGCUGCUCAGAGCAUGUUGUUUGGUCAACCACUUGUAUUUGACAUGAGCUAUGAGUCCAACAUGUCCAGACGGGAGAUUGAAAACACAGUGUCUCAGCUGCUGGAGGUGGAAGGCUGUAACCGACGUGCCACUGAGCCCUUUCAUCUCCACUUUUGCAACCUGCAGCCAGAUGGGUCCUACCUGCAGGAGCUAAUCAAACGAUACAGCACAGAGACCUGGGACCGUCUCCUAAUCACCAGCACUGAGCGCCAUCAUGUUGAUCUUUUUCCAAGAGAACAGCUGGUAUAUCUAACUGCAGACUCCCCCAAUGUUCUCCGCACCUUUGACCAUUCCAAGGUCUACAUAAUCGGUGCGCUGGUGGACCGGUCUGUCCAGUCAGGCUUGUCACUGGCUAAUGCCAAGCGCCUAAAGCUGGCUACAGCCCGCCUUCCGCUGGAUCAAUUUCUUCACUGGGAUAUGGGAGCCAAAAAUCUGACCCUGGAUCAGAUGAUGCGCAUCAUGCUCACCAUCAAGGAUACUGGAAAAUGGGAGGAAGCGUUGAAGUUUGUGCCUAAGAGGAAACAUGGUGGUUUCUAUCAACAACAGACACAAACAAAGGUAACCAAUAACAGAGCCAGAAGUCUGACAAAUCAUGGAUUAAAACAGGAUGUUGACAGGCCAUUGAGGUUUGACGUAAGAAACAAUUGGAGUGCAUUUCAGAGCCAGAGUCAUCACAGGCCCAAUAAAGAGUUUGGCUCAAGUGGUAAGGAUAGAAUAGCUGGACCCAGGAGUGUGAGAGAAAACACACCUGCUGCAACCAAGACACGGACAUCAUUUAAAAGUGACAUGGAAGGAAGAAAAAAGGGCAAGCAAACAUAAGAUGUAGUGGCAUGAUGAGUAAUGUUAACAACCAUCUGCUUAGUAAGGAUGUAUAUGUUUGUAAAUAUUUACUGAGUAAAGUGAAAAAUGAAAUGUUUUGUUCGAGUUCUGAUAUGGUGACACAAAUGAUAAAAACAAGCUUUAUUAAAAAGGAGAAACAAC